Messenger RNA from Trichobilharzia regenti, 3678 nucleotides. Lineage: Eukaryota; Metazoa; Platyhelminthes; Trematoda; Strigeidida; Schistosomatidae. The record is from the annotation of a GenBank genome assembly.
AGACUUGUCUCCCUUCUUGUAUAUCUGGAUAAUAAAUGACUUAUACCAGCCUGACUGGACUCUGCCAAAUAAUAUGUUUAGAAAGCAGAAGGAUUGAGCGAAGAAAUAAUUACUAUUCAAUUAGAUACUCAUGUCUGGCUGUACUCUGAUAUGCACGUAUAGCAUCUUUAUUACAAUACACAACAACUUACCAAUCAAGUGGCACUGAUAUGUUUGUUUACAAUCAUUAGGCAGUAUCAACAUGCCAAUGGGGUGAAAAUUAACGAAGUGAAUAAAUGCAUAGAGUUCCAAUGUAGAAAUGCCUGCAACACAUAGAUUACGUAAUGAAUAAUUUUCGCAAACUCAAGAAUAAGUAGGAAACAAGCGUGUGCACAGGUUGAUUACAUAUAAGGGGUUCUUGAAGAAUACCAACGAAUUUAGACAAUCAUAACUUAUAGCUAAUGAUGAAGUGGAGACGAAGCACUUCCAAAAAUGAUAAAAUAAUUCCUUCUUCAAAUAAUUAUAUUUCCACGGGAAUUCAGUUGCGAAAUGUGAGUUCGUCAAGUGGCACACAGAAGAGAAAGCGAAGGCCAAAGCCUAAAGUUUUUGGCGACGACUGGAUUACACCGGGUAAUUACCGAAAAAGAAGCAAGUCGGAGUCAUGUGAAGUGAGAGAUAAUGUGAAGAAUGAAGAGGCAAACAGACUCCACAUUGAAAUUGUGAGUUCGUCAAGUGGCACACAGAAGAGAAAGCGAAGGCCAAAGCCUAAAGUUUUUGGCGACGACUGGAUUACACCGGGUAAUUACCGAAAAAGAAGCAAGUCGGAGUCAUGUGAAGUGAGAGAUAAUGUGAAGAAUGAAGAGGCAAACAGACUCCACAUUGAAAUUGUGAGUUCGUCAAGUGGCACACAGAAGAGAAAGCGAAGGCCAAAGCCUAAAGUUUUUGGCGACGACUGGAUUACACCGGGUAAUUACCGAAAAAGAAGCAAGUCGGAGUCAUGUGAAGUGAGAGAUAAUGUGAAGAAUGAAGAGGCAAACAGACUCCACAUUGAAAUUGUGAGUUCGUCAAGUGGCACACAGAAGAGAAAGCGAAGGCCAAAGCCUAAAGUUUUUGGCGACGACUGGAUUACACCGGGUAAUUACCGAAAAAGAAGCAAGUCGGAGUCAUGUGAAGUGAGAGAUAAUGUGAAGAAUGAAGAGGCAAACAGACUCCACAUUGAAAUUAACCGUGGAGGAAACUCUUUGGCUCACACCACACAAGACCUAUUUAACGAGGUCCCUAUCCAAGAUUCCAUGCAUUUAUCUGAGCCAUUGAAUACACACGAAGUUACCAAUGGGCUGUCAUCAUCGACACCAUUGGAAGGUGGUUUGUUGGAUUCAAUAUGUCGUAUCUUGAGUAUUCCAACUCCAAGAUCAUCAGUGUUUAAAGGAUGGACUAUUAUUCUUACUGGUGGUGCUAGAAGUGAGUUUUUAGGGUCGUCUCUACCAAUCGACUCGUUGAUGUUUACUUUGCAUUAAUGGUCAUUUUUUGCUAUGGCUUAAAGUAGUAGAGACUUAUAGAAGUGGUGAUAUUUUCGGGUAAUUAUUACAGCAGUCAGCUGAUUUGUUAACCACCCCUAGGUGGAUCAUUUGUUGUUCAGUGAGGAUUUUAUUGAACAACCGAUUGUUACGUCAUCAAGGGUAAGCGUUGUUACGUUAGGUGCCUGCGUUCUAUCUCCCAUAUGAAGUGGUAAAACAAGGUGAGCAAUAUUGAGGUUAGGCGUCGGUCGAGUGCUAGGUAAGGAGGAGGGGAAAUCAAUCGACGAGGCUGUGAAAUUACAUCUACUGAGAGAGGUGGUUAGGACAUGUGUUACAUAUGCCUAGUCAUCGCCUUCAUCGACUGACAGCCAAUGCUAGCUGACAUAGGGUCAGAGUGGAAAAGAGCUAGCGGCGGUCAAACCAAAACAUGGCUUCAUCAGUCAAUGAAAUCCACAACAGUUAGUUUAAGCCAGCUAGCCACGUGGGAAGGUGUCUACUUCCUGACUGGUUGGAGUCCUCGUGACGAGAAAACCCAAUGGCUGGAAACAAUUGGUGAUAUGGCUGAAUAUCGUUCUCAAUAGCUGACUGGUGCAGAUGCAUCCACUCGUUGUGACUUAUGAUUUCCAAUGAAACUAUACUGUUCUCCGUUAGUACUAUUGCUUUGUCUCACAUCUCUAUUUACUGUCUCCAUUUUGCAUUUCUUCUGUUGCGUUGUGUGCUACAUGGAGGGAAUGUGGCGACUUGAACUGCUGCACAUCGGUGCAAAGGUCUAUGUCGAAAACAGACAGACAGGCCCAGAGGAUUUAUAUCUGGAUCCUUGGAACCAGUUAGGUGGUGAGUCAUUUUGAUCACUUUUGAUCAGUACUAUUGAUGCCUGAAAGUUUUUUUUUAUAAACCUGGAAACUAAUGUUUCUUAUUUAACAUUGCACAUGCACUAAUAUAUGUGUAAAACUUGGGCACUGUUGUGGUGGCGGUGGUAGUAGUAAGUAAUUCCAUAUUAAAAUAGAAAAAAAUCCCCAUUUAGACAUUAGAGUAAAGCCAGAGAUGAGGAUCUAAUUGAAAAGUAAAUAUUUCUUCGUUCAAUCUUUCUGUUUUCUAAAUUCCAUAUUGGUUUUUAUUAGAUGUAUCACACAGUCACACAAACAGUGGUAGUAUUUACUGGAUGACAAAGUUUCGAACACAAUUUAAUAUUGUUCAAAAUCAUUUCAUCAAUUAUAAUCACACGACUUCGACACUUGAGUUGUAUAGUUUUCUUUGUCUUCUCCUAUUUGUCGUCGUUGCGGUAGUAGAAUUUUCCAGAUGUCCAACUGGACAGGUGUUGAAUCAUUCCUAUUGCGCGUAUUUUCAGGAAUAAGAGUGGCAUUAAAAACUCACAAACUCAAUUAGAAAGAAGCUUUGUUGGUUAAAGGAUCAAUCCGCUGGAGCCUUUAAAACAAAACAAUUUAGUUUAUCUAAUACCCUGCCUGACUGCAAUGAUUAUCAGGUCAAACCAGUAGAACAGGGGCAGUGAGUCGUCAGACUAGCAGAACAUGAAAACCUAGUAGUAAAAUCUAGAUUAGUUGAUCCGAAUAAGAUAAGAAAUCUAGAGAAUAGUUCAGCUAUCACAAGCACUACAUGCAAGUACACACAACCAUAAAAUAGUCUGGAUGGGAUAGGAUGACAGUUUUUUCUAAAUCUAAUGUCACUGGGUGUAGGGAGGGAGAGAUUGAUAACAGAAGCCUUGUUUAUCGAAUCAAUUGCACAAUUCGUGUAAUGGGAAUGAUUUAACACCUGUGUGACUGUGUGAUACAUCUAAUAAACAAACUAAUAUGGAAUUUCACGUACAUGUUUUUCCUAAGGGAAUGCUUGUGAACCCCUCCCUCUUGACCUUUUUUCUAAAAAGUUUUAUUAACCUCUUGAUAUCACUUUAGGAGGCUAAAUUAGUUUUAAAUAUCGGUGAAAGGAUUGUGCUGUUUAAUUUUGUAUUGAUAUAAUGAUAACUCGAUGCAUUCUAGCUUCUAUUAACAUUCACUUGUAACAGCAGUGUGUGUGUGUGUUGCCAACUGGUUUCUUUACGCGUUGAUUUAUGUAUGUUUUUCGGUGUGGUUCAGUUAUCCUCUUCGGUGGUGUACAGGUAGGUAGUUAGGUAGGUAGGUGAAGAUUGUCGAUUUAUUUUAUGGUAUGUGUGUGUGUGUGUGUGUGU